This is a messenger RNA of Aphis gossypii (cotton aphid), 1773 nucleotides long. RefSeq lists its product as uncharacterized. The coding region runs from base 309 to 1361 and encodes 350 amino acids. The transcript is spliced from 2 exons. Gene Ontology annotation, molecular function: protein binding. The record is from RefSeq and is a predicted model, not a curated record. Lineage: Eukaryota; Metazoa; Arthropoda; Insecta; Hemiptera; Aphididae.
AAGUGCAAUAAGCCGCGGACUACUGGCGAAUGGAAAUGUAAUAUUCUACCUCCGUAGCCCGCCGUCCACCCUCUCCAACCGGCAUUUCGUAACUUAGUCGCCUACAGUAGUUGUUGUAGUGAUUGUUGUCUAACGUAACGUCUACCAAGUACCAAGUACCAAGUACCAACAGUACAAACCAAAUUAUUAACUAAUAUCUCGUGUUAUACGUCCGCUCUAUAAUUUAAAAUUAUUUAGUGUGCACUUACACGUUUCGGUAAUAAACAAUUAUUAUUGUGCGUUGUAGUUGUACCUACUCUAUUUUCGCGAUGGAUAACGAAAACACGUUCGACAAAUUACCCGUUGAAAUGAUAUCACACAUAUUUGAAUUCUUAAAAUUAAAACACAGAAAAGUUGCAUCGACUGUUUGUUGGUCAUGGUAUCAUGUGUCUAUUCAGCCAAGGUUCUUAAAUAAAGAAGUUAUAUGUUUAAAAUACAUGAAUAAUGUGCAUGAUGUGCUCAACAUAUACACAAAAAGCUUGCGGCCUUAUUUUGCAUUUAGAAUAUUGAGUCGUAAAAAAAAAACUGAAGAUGAUGCAGUAGAUUCGACAGAAAAAGAUUGUUGGGAUUGGAUAUACACCAUAUGGCCAUUGUUGGCGCCUAAAGUAACUUAUCUAGAAUUUUUUGAUAGAGUAAAAAUUAAAGACGGAAUAUUACCUGCGUUAUUAAGCGUAACUCCACAGUUAAAAGUAUUGAAAAUUCGUCGUGUUAAGUGCAAUUAUAAAAAAAUACUUCAUGAAGUAAACAGACUUCAAUCACUAGAAGAACUAGAGAUAGAAUAUAGUCAUACAUUCGACCAUCCUGAAGAUGAUACAAAAUUGUUGGGAGUAAUUCCAGAAACUCUUCGUAAGCUUUGUGUGAAGUCUUUAUCGAACGAGAAUAAGUUUAUUAUAGAAGAUUUAAUCAAAGUAAUUACAUUUUGUUCUUCUCACCUUCAAAGCCUUGAGCUUUUAGAUGUAAAUAUGACAUAUGAAAUGAUGCAAUCAAUGGUGAACCUUAAUAUGAAUCUGAGAAAGUUUGACUUAUGUAUAGUAAAUCCUAUAGAUUGUGCUCGUGUGCCAAAAAUAAUAUCACUAUUACUUAAAACACAAUGGCCGUUAGUUGAUUUGAGAUUACAUGCUAGUUGUUUUGCCUAUGACCAUGUGUCUGAUAUUAUGGAUACCUUCAAAGACCUAGAAAAAUUAUUAGUAUCCGGUAGAUCUGAAAGUGAAACCUUGGCUGGAAUUACUGGAUCAUCGUUUGAAAGUCUAUCAAGAUUAACAAAGUCAAUCAAUUCACUAACAAAGUUGAAACAUCUUUUUAUCGGAGUUGAUAGAUAUUAAGGAGCAUAUGCAACCAAUUUAAAUUGAACAAAUGUUGAAUUUGAAAAUCAAUGACUAUAAUAUACUAAUUACUUGAUCUAGUGAGAGGAUAUGCUGCAGUUGAAUGUCAGUCAGUCCUGCAUAAUUCUACAAGACACUGCCAUAGUGAACCAAUAUUCAAUUGUGUGGAUUGCAUGGGUCUGAUUUCUGUUGGACCGUGACAAGUUCUUUCGCUGGAUAGUUUAAUUUCUUUGUACAUUAUUUAAUUAUGACUGAUUUGAAUAAUUUGUGUAAUUAAUAAUUAAAAUUGCGUCAAGAUUGAAGCUUUACAUUGUAUAUAGAAAUUAAUGUGAGACGGUAUAAUUUAUAUAAUUGUUGAAAAUCAAAUUAAAUGAAACGUUUGAAUUAAAUUUAUCAUUAUUUAAAAAUAAUA